Molecule: messenger RNA, 213 nt
Organism: Dacryopinax primogenitus
Lineage: Eukaryota; Fungi; Basidiomycota; Dacrymycetes; Dacrymycetales; Dacrymycetaceae
Exons: 1
Source: RefSeq, a predicted model, not a curated record
UCCCUCCACACCACCAUUGUGGAUCUGUGUGGGUGCACUUCCCCACAAAGUGCAUAUGUCAUGCUGUCCCAUGUCCAGACUUUGGAAGGCAUAGCCAUCCUUUGCCCUUUUACUUUGAGGUCAAUCUUUCACGGCCUGCCCUCAGACCUGUGCAAGAAAUUCAAAUGGUUGGAUGAGUUGGCUGCUAAGACAGCUAAGAGGUUUCCCUGCUGA